Molecule: messenger RNA, 930 nt
Organism: Penicillium odoratum
Lineage: Eukaryota; Fungi; Ascomycota; Eurotiomycetes; Eurotiales; Aspergillaceae
Product: NAD-dependent epimerase/dehydratase family protein
Exons: 1
Coding region: 1-930 (309 amino acids)
Source: RefSeq, a predicted model, not a curated record
AUGGGUCGCAUCAUCGUGACCGGCGGCUCCGGUAAAGCUGGUCAAACCAUCAUCACCGAACUCCUCAACGCAGGACAUACGGUCCUGAAUCUCGAUCUUGCCCCAACUUCCCAGGCAGGAGUGCAUACCCUAAAGACCGACCUCGUUGACAGCGGCCAAGUCUUCAAUGCACUCUCGGGCCAAUGGGCACUAACCGAGCCCUUCCCAAUAGGCCUCCCUCCACCCCCCGACGCCGUAGUCCACAUGGCGGGCUACGCACGUAACAUGCUCGUUCCAGACAACGAGACCUUCCGAGCAAACACACAAGGCACAUACAACAUCUGCGAAGCAGCAUGCAAGCUCGGAAUCCGCAAGCUUAUCAUCGCAAGCAGCAUCACCGUGUACGGUGUAGCAUUCGCUCAAGGCGACGUGAACUAUCCCUCCUUCCCAAUCGAAGAAGACCAGGACGUCUGCCCAACGGACACAUACGCGAUCGCGAAACUAUGCUGCGAGCGUGUGGCACGCGGCUUUGCAGCCCGAUUUGGGGCUGAUAUUUAUGUUCUCCGGAUUGGACAUGUGAUUGGGCCGGAGGAGUACAACCAGGAGAUCUUCUACAGUUAUGUGCAUGAGCCGGAGCGCUGGAAGGUGCAUGGGUGGGCGUAUCUUGAUUCGCGGGAUCUGGGUGGGAUGUGUGAGGCGGGUUUGCGGAAGGAUGGAUUGGGAUUUCAAGUUUUCAAUGCGACGAAUGAUACGAUUACGAACCUGAGGCCUACUAUGGAGUUGUUGCGGGAGUUUUAUCCCGAUACGCCUGUUACGCGGGAGAUGGGAGAGUUUGAGGCGCCGUUGACGAAUGCGAAAAUAAAGCAGAUGCUUGGAUUUAAGGAGAAGCAUAAUUGGCGUGACUAUUUCAACUUGUGGGAUAAGAGAGCGAUCAUUAAUGUUGAUUAUUGA